Messenger RNA from Chroicocephalus ridibundus (black-headed gull), 928 nucleotides. RefSeq names its product biogenesis of lysosomal organelles complex 1 subunit 1 (gene BLOC1S1). Gene Ontology annotation, biological process: endosomal transport. The coding region runs from base 2 to 700 and encodes 232 amino acids. The record is from RefSeq and is a predicted model, not a curated record. Gene Ontology annotation, cellular component: BLOC-1 complex. The transcript is spliced from 4 exons. NCBI's taxonomy places the organism in Eukaryota, Metazoa, Chordata, Aves, Charadriiformes, Laridae.
CAUGCAGGCCCCUACACAGGCCCCUCGAGCCCACUCAGGCCGCCAGCCAGGCCCUUGUGGCCCCCUCAGGCCCCUACAGCCCUCACCCGUUCCCCGUACCCGCCAUGUAGACUCCUACGAGCCCCCAACACGGGUCCCCCCCAGCCCCUACGGCCGCUAUAGGCUCCGCGGGCCCCGGGAGGCGGGACGAGGGGGCGGGCCGGGGCGGUCAGGUGGCGGUGACGCGGCGGUCAGGUGGCGGGGGGCGGGCCGCGGCGGUGGCGGUGGCGGUGGCGGUGGCGGUGGGGCGGGGUGCGGUGCCGGUGCCGGUGCCGGUGCCGCCAUGUUGUCCCGGCUGCUGAAGGAGCACCAGGCGCGGCAGAGCGAGCGGCGGGAACUGCAGGAGCGGCGGCGCAGGGAGGCCAUCGCGGCCGCCACCCGCCUGACCGAGGCCCUGGUCGAUCACCUCAACGUGGGGGUGGCUCAGGCGUACGUCAACCAGCGGAAGCUGGACCACGAGGUGAAGACGCUGCAGGUGCAGGCGGCCCAGUUCGCCAAGCAGACGGGGCAGUGGAUCACCAUGGUGGAGAACUUCAACCAGGCCCUGAAGGAGAUCGGCGACGUGGAGAACUGGGCGCGCAGCAUCGAGCUGGACAUGCGGACCAUCGCCACCGCCCUGGAGUACGUCUACAAGGGGCAGCUCCAGCCCUCCUGCUCCUGAGCUGCACCCCCCCCCCGGGGCCCCCCCCAUCGCCAUGGCUGCUCCGGGCAGAUAUCGCAAGCCCCGGGCACAAUGCCACCGCCGCCGCCGCCGCCGGCCGCCACAGGGACCCCUCGGUAUCGGGGCGCGGGCAGAAUAAAGCGUGGUUGUAUGGCGGAGGUGUGGAAGCCGGGCCAGGCACAGCCCUCGCUGCCCCCCCUAAGCCCCCUCAUCCUCUUUACCGCUUAA